Nicotiana attenuata is the source of this 1154-nucleotide messenger RNA. Its product is annotated as protein OPI10 homolog. Gene Ontology annotation, biological process: protein import into nucleus. The transcript has 3 exons. Gene Ontology annotation, molecular function: nuclear import signal receptor activity. Bases 338 to 901 code for a protein of 187 amino acids. Lineage: Eukaryota; Viridiplantae; Streptophyta; Magnoliopsida; Solanales; Solanaceae. Gene Ontology annotation, cellular component: nucleus; cytosol. The record is from RefSeq and is a predicted model, not a curated record.
AGGCUUUCUAAUGCAUUUUUCUUUUCUAUACUUGCAUCUCUUUUUGGUAGGUACUUAAUAGUCGACUGCAAAUGAAGGGGGAAAAAAAUUUAGUCGACUGCAAAUGUUCUAGAUCUUUCUUUUUUUUUGUGCCUUCAUCUUCCCGUCAUUUCUACAUAACAUCUUCAAUCUGUUGUUCCCCCAUCUUCGUCCCUUUUCUUCCCUCUACAUAAACCCACCAAAAACCCUAUCAUAUAUGUUAAAAUUGAAAGGUACCCAUUAAAAUUUCUCCUUCGCUGUAUAGCUGGGACAAAUUCACAACUUCAGGAAAAAGGCACAAGAAAUAAAGUAACGAACAAUGUUUGGAGUAGUGUUCCCGAACCGAAGCUUCCCUAUGGAUAUCUCCACCUUUGCUCAAAUUGACACAACCCAUUGGGUCCUUGACAUGAACACCUUUGUUGGGGAAGAAUACGAUUCAAUUCGUGAAGUCUGCAUAUUCCUCAUCAACAACUUCACGCUGCCACCAGACAAGGCCCUUGCUGUGUAUAUCCAAUCCCCUGGCUCACCUUUCCUCUUUUGUGGUGCAGUCACGCUGACGCGACCCUCUGCCGUGCUGUUGCUCCCUUGGCCAGAGUCCGGUGGCCAACUGCAGCUCACUGCCGAUGCAACUCCAGUCUCUGCCAAGAUAGGUGUCUCAGUUGAGGACCUUGCAACACUUCCCUCCCUUGAUGUCACUGCAGGGAAGAAAAUCGAGAGGUUGGCAUUGAAAGUUGGUGAAAACUUGUUCAAUUUUAUGCAGUCGUUUUGUGGGGUGGAUGGCAGUAAGCUGGUGGUGCCUAUGGAUAUAUUGGAUCGUUGGUUCAAGAAAUUCCAGGAACGAGCAAAGCGAGAUCCAGAAUAUUUGAAGGGCUUCGCCUUGUAGUUUGGCUGAGAAGUAUAUUUCAUGUGUGUAGGUUCCACAUGAGAAUUUACUGAGUUGAUUGUUGUAGGAUUGUGAUAUGUUAUUUUCAGUAUUUGGUUAACUUUGGGCGGCAACCACUGUCUAAUGUUGGUUUUUGGACAAGUGAGUCUCAAUCUUUUAGCAUUUGAGUUACAUUUGAAGGGUGUAAAGCAGUUUCUUCUCUUUGUUGUACGGAUUAUGUUCAGCACGUUUUUCCCGUAAAUUGAGUUCAAAA